Molecule: messenger RNA, 19108 nt
Organism: Porites lobata
Lineage: Eukaryota; Metazoa; Cnidaria; Anthozoa; Scleractinia; Poritidae
Source: the annotation of a GenBank genome assembly
GUUCAAUACAAAACGCCACCGAGCGCUGUUUGAAAUGGGGGCCACAAUGGCUUUUUUACCGCACAAGUUUUUUCCUGAUUAAAUGAUACAUGUUACAGCUUUUAGGGGGCAGACACAAAUAAACGCGGCCAAUCAGAUUGGCUUAGACCGCAAGUAAUUCAUUAACUCUGUUGAUUUUUUGACGUUCCCGUUGUUGUGGCCUUCGUAGUUUCGUGCCUUAGGACUGAAGCCGACUCAUGUGAGCAAAAUGAGGCCAUCAAGGAAAAUUAUUAUUUACAUAUAAGAAUGGGGAAUCUAACGACGGUUGCAUUUGAAAACCGAUUUACACGAUAGGAGUUUUGCCUACGACUAUCGCACAGAGUUACAAGACUUGGUUACACAAGAAGAGUAUCAGACAUCACGUGUCAACAAGACACUUGCCGCGACGAAAUACCGUGAUGUCCUUUAAGGGAGAUCGAAACCGGACAAUAUCUUCACUUAUGACGUGAUUGAUUAGGCCAAUUCACGACACGAAUAGUGUAGGGUAUAAAAUCAAACCCAUCACCAACUUGUGCGCGGAAUAGCUUUGAUUUACACACUACUAAUCGGGCUCGACGAAGGCUUAAGGCUGUUUUUCACUAGCGACGGAAGAAUAGAGCAAUUUGAAAAAACCGCGCUCUAAUUCUGCUUAUAACUCCGUGGCUUACAAUCUAGUGAAAACUGGAUUGUCCGAGUAGGAAGCAAAAGAGGAACAAUUAAACCAAUCACAAAACGUGGGAACGAGCAUUGUGAUUGGUUUAUUCUUCCGCGUCUGCUUCCGACUCCGACAAUGCGGUUUUCACUGGAUCUUAAGUGGCGGAGUCAUACUGAGCGGAGUCGGAAGAAAAAGAAAGCUUUCAUAUUCUCCUGACUCUGAUUUCGUUGCGCUUUUGACUGCACUAACGAUUCGGACUUUUGAUUUUCACUAGGACAUUAGCGCACUUAAAAAUCAGACCGUCCGUCGCUAGAAGAAAAAAGGCUUUAGGGUAAGCUGUUUAAACCCAUUUAAUGCAAGCGAAAAAAGCUAUACCGCUGGAAUAUGCCUUUUAACAUGUUUACUUGAAUUGCAGCUGCUACUGAAGUGCAACCAAGUGACUUGCGAGACACAGGCUUUAAACCAUGUUCUUCAUGACGAUAAAACUGAGUCCAGUUUGUUUCCUGUUGGUUUUUGCUUCUGUAGUUUGGAGUAGAAAUAGAGGUAGGUCUAGUAGGUCUAAGCGUAAACUAAGGCCCGGUUCAGAAGCCGAUCUUUUCAUCAGCCGAACCUAAUUCGAAUUAAGGCCGACCCAAAUUAUUUAGAUCGGCUGAAUUGAUUCAUACGCCGAUCUUAAUUGCAGCUGAACUAAGUUCCAAAGGCGAAAAAUGCUCAUUUCGGUCAAACUGCUUACAAAAUACGUUAUAAUAAUUUAUGCAUUAGGUUCGGUACAUGAAAAGUUCGGCGUCUGAAUCAAAGGCGUUCCAAAGUCGCUCCAAAGGCGAAAUUAACGGCUGGGCCGUUCCAAAUUGAAACAGGCGGUUCCUAAUCAUUGAUUCAGACGCCGAACUUUUCAUGUACUUAAUUCAAUGUAUUAGGUUCGGGUCAUGAAAAGUUCGGCGUCUCAACCGGGCCUAAUUUGAAAGAUAUAAUUUUUUGCAAAGGAGGAAGCAAGUUUGACACUUUUGUCGGCAUAAAAGCAAAACGACGUGAAUAUCACAUCAACAGCAGCUGCAACCUCUUCCACAGAGUAUUCUUGUUUUUCCAAAGGAAAGGAGGUUGACGAGUAACUGUAUCUUCUGUAUACCAACUAGGCACUGAAUUUAUAAACUUGCCAACUGCAAAACUGAAUUAGCUCCCGCAAAAUAUACACACAAAAAAUGGUCAAUCCGCUAUGAGCGGCUCGCCAAACAUGUUCCAAAACAGCUAGAUGGCAGGAUGGUUAUCAAAGUAGGUGGCUUAAGAAACCACGACGGCAACGACAGCGACAAAGAGAAAAGUAAAUUGUUGUCUUGUGUUCACGUCUUCUAUAAAACCUGAAAAUAGGACUGAAGCUCGGCACGUCGUAGUCGUGCAGCAGCGGCAGAGAAAAUAUAUACAAUAAAGCGUUAUGCAAGAGCAAAGUUGUAGAAGUCACCUUUACUGACCCACUGAUUUACGAGGAUCACUUCAAUCUUCUUUCGCUUUCUAGAGAUCAUAAACUAGAACCCAACGGGACAGUAAUCAAAAGGCUAGAGAUUGUAAAAGAAGCAAAAAUAUCAUUUUUUCAUGCGCCUCAUGAAAUACGGAUCUAGACACUUGAAAUUUUUGAGACCUUUGACCAAAUCAGAUACCCCCACCUGCAAUGUCAUGAUGUGCGACUAUACUGAUAUUAUUUAUAUGCAGAAGGGUCCCUAGGGCUCCGUUUUUAUGUGCUUUUUAACUAAUCAUCAUACAUAUCUAUUGUAGAAAAAUGUCGCUUCAUUGGUUUGGCAACUGUGUUAUUCCAUUUUUUUUACCAGCUCUUGAUAAAAAGAUAGUUGGCUAAUCAAAGUAUUGCUUAUUAUAAGUUUCGUAGGCGUUUCUAGAAUAACUCUAUAAAUAUUAUGUGAUUGUGUUCCGCCGUUGAUCUGUACCCCCUGCUCUUCACAAGAAAACUAUCAGCUAGGAGUCCCAAUUCCGGCUUACCAAGGCCUAGUUUCAAUCCUACUUUAGAGCAACUUCUUACGACCUCAGGUCACUUUCCUUGUUAAUAAUACCCUACUUUACCAUAUUCCUAAAGGAACUACUGUACCUUAAAGCAAUACUUUUCACAGCAGGUUAUACCUCACCCCCUUCCCCCCUUGGUACAGUCAUACUAUCCUAAUAACGUUUAUGAGGUUGUGUUCCACCCCACCCCACACCACACCACACCACUGCGUACGUAUAGAAAGGACUCGCUUUUUGCCAGUGCAAACAACCUGGACAACCCACAAUGACCACAACUGUGAUUCCUGAUUAAACUCACAACUGCAUAAAUCUUCUCGAUCAGGGGAAAUGGGAAGCUUAUUGUCUGAUUUUCUAGGGAGGAAACGUCUGUAUUCAGGCUUAUUGUCAGUGGUCUUGUGGCGGGCGAAUGACUGCGCUGGGGCUUGUGGCCCCUUUUUAUCAACCACUUAAUUAUCUUUUUUAGUGCUUUUCAUUAAUCAAGUUUCUUUACUUUAAAACCAAACUCAGUAACCAUUUUCAAACCAGAAAAGGCAACACUGUCUUCUACCAGAGCAGGUCAAACGCCUGAUGGACCACACGUACCAACUGUUAUUGUUAACAUCACAGAAGGCCUCUUAACGCUACGAAAAAUUUUUCCGUGGGGCGUUCUUUCCGGACCUCCUUCAGAAAGGGAUAUGUGUACUAAACAUCAGUCAAACUGUAGAACAAACAAUGGAAUAUGCAUGAAUAGUUUUACGGAAAUCAAGUAGGACAUGUUUCUUUAAUGCCCAACAUGCAACAUUUCCACCAAGCAAGUCGUAUAGAGUUUAUCUUCUAUGAAUAAGAGAAUUCUCGAAGCUCAUGAGAACUUAGCAUAGUAUUGGCUAAGUUCCAACGCGCCAUCUCUCAACAAUACACGUGGCUGUCUGUCGCGCCUCCACUGUGUAUGUGGAGACGGAAUGCUCAUCUACUUAAAGUCUACAAAUCAUAUAUGGUUGAAAUGAAAGAAUAAAAGGUUUUGACUAUCGGUUUGUCCUUACACGCACAUCUGCGGCUUACUCAGUGAUUGAUGGAUGGAGUGCGGGAUUCUUCGUGUGCCUGCAGCUUGUAUAUUUUUGGGGGGCUUAAAAUGGAUUGAUUGCAUCCGCUUGUUGUGGUUUGUUGCUGAACGUGAUAUCAAAGGGUACUCAGGGAGUAAUUCGAAGUAAACAGAAACCCUGAUUACGUGUAUUGGGUAUCAUAUGUUACCGCCUUCAAAGAAUCUUAAUUAAGUAACAGAACUCCUGGCAGCAGCUCAAACCGUAAACACUAUAUCACAACCAAGCGAAAUCGAUCAGUUUUCGAGUGAUGUCCCUCUUUAAAUGAAUAUUUAGGUAAAUCAAACAUAACUUUGCCCGCUGUGAGGAAAUUUAAGCAAGGUAAAAAAACAACUUACAGAAAUUCUAACGAAACCAUAACGGCGUAUUCAAAAUUGCGAUUUUACUUAAAAGAAUCAGUGUCCCUAGAGUGAAUCCGAGAAGUAAUCUCAGGUCAUUUUCUUUGUGUCAAAGACUUAAGACGUGAUGGUACUGGCCAAGGUUUAGUUUAUGCGUUGGUGCGGAAGUUGCGUUUUUUUCAAAAUCACAAUUAUCAUCGGGUAACGGUAGAAGCUAAGUGAGAAGCAACCCACAGCAUAAAUUGGCCCCCUUAAAGAAAGCUAUUCUUGAACUUGUUUUUCUUUAUUUGGUUAACUUACACUUAUUUUUUUUCCAUUCAUUUUUAUCACUGUACUUCCGGUUAAAGACAUCACGUCCUUCUUGAUCGAUGGUCAAAAGACUGACUAAUUCGGGAAAGGAAAAAGAAAAAUUUCCCAAACGCUUUGAAAAAUAUUAGCAAUAAAGACGAAAAAGACAAGAAAAAGGGUAAAAAAAAGUUAGAAGACUAUUUAAUUUUCGCAUGAAAGCCCUGUCAUUAACUUAAAUUUGAUGACUGUAAUCCACUUCAAUCAUUAUCAAUAAUUGCUUUAACUAUUGCUCCAUACGUUAUUUGUGAUCCAGUUUAGUCUUAUGAAUUAAGGUGGUAGCCCGUUACAAUUUGACAAAGAAAACAGACGGCGGCAAAUUGUCCCUAACGAGAAAGUAUUGAAGACGAGUUUGGCUGAGCCGGGGACAGAGCACAGGAUGCAUAGAGGAAAACAAUGAUUUAAAGAUGGCAAUAGUAAGCCAUUUCUCCAUCUGAUAAUACUUCCUUACUUUUAACUAGAAUGAUCUAUUUUAACCCUAUACUAAAGGGUCAUUUCAGCAAAAACGAGUUAUUGCUUUGAGGGAAACGAUGAGCCCCCAGAAUCCGCUUGUUUGGCACCCGCAGAUUUAUUGCCGAUUAAAAUGAGAUUACAAUUCUUCAAAUCAAGCGGGUAAAUUGGCUUCAAGGUGGGUUAAAUUAAGCACAAAUGUUGAAAAUAACCCCAUGAAUGAGCGGUUUGUACACAAGGCUAAUUCAACGCUUUGGGGUGGCGGCUGGGUAGAUUUGCAUCCACCCCUUUAUUACCUUGCGAUUACAUAAGAACUUGUUAUGUUCGUUCCAAAUAUCACCUGUUAGUUAAUAUCAGUAGUAGAUACUACUAACGUUUAGACUAAGCUUGCCUCUUUUAUGGUCUUUUCUUCGCAGGUAAAAUUGUACCUAUGUUUAGCUGAAUAGCCCUAUUUUGACGUGUAUAUACAUAUGAUCACAGCACAAAAUCUAACGCUUUCACUUUACCAGCAAAACAAGUUCGGGAGACUUUUCUCACGCUUUCUUCGCUUUGUAGAUUUUUACUGGUUUGCCCCAGACGAUAUGAAAUAUGUUCCAAUGUUUAUCUCUCCCCUUUGCCCUUUUAUUGGUUUGAAUGCUGUAUUGACUGGCAAUGUAAGAUUUAGUGUCCUAGUUCACAAGCACCCCGAGGGGCAAUAUUUGCAGAUAUUUGUAAAAUCGAUUGGAAUAGCGUUUCAUGAAACUAACCCCACAAGAAAACAGUGUUAAAGCGAGAUUCCUCGUUUGCAAGUUUAGUGUUAAUUUUCGAAUGAUUUAAGUUUUUCAGUCAGUUGUUUUGAUGGAACUAAUCUAAGGAAAAAGGAAUUUUAAUUUUAUAAGCGACACUGGCAAAUUUUAAGGAAAGAAAUGUUAUUACUCCCCGACCCGAACUUGCAAGAACUUUCACCUUCCGAAAAUUCUAGUUGAACUCGUUUACAAUAUGCAACAGUUUUUAUUUUUAUUAAAUAUUUUUUUGAUUUGAUUCUUGUCAGUUUAGUUUGUUACUUUAUAACGUAAAAUUCUUUUAACUGCGUUGUUUAUAAUCACAAAUCUUAAUGAAACGUAAAACUACAUUAUUGAUCGUAUUGUACGUCCAAAGUUCCAAGGAGAUCAAUGGUGGGAAAAAGGAAGCAAUAUAUUAAGCCAGAAGAAAAGGAGUUUAGUACAAUUAUACAACUUUAAAAAGGGAGACAUGCACUGUUAAAAAAUCACUUUAUCUGUCUGGCAGAAGCACUUAAGUAGAAUGUCUAAAGUGGGGUAUUCUAUUUACGAUCAGUUCGUAUAUUUGAGAUUCCUUUUUUUAUCAUUAGUUUUCAGCUGUAGAAUUGUCACGUAAAAAGCAAAACGUGGCAAACUAAUGCUACCACUGUGGUUUCCGUCAUAGCACAUUAAAAACGCUAAAGAUAAUUCCUUUCACCAUAAAUUCGCUCGGUUGUCUAUUAAUCCUUUCCGCUGACAAUACGUCAAGUGCAUUUAUUCAGGUCAUCUGAGAUUAGCAGGAUCAAAAUCCAGCUUAAUAAUCCAAAAUUAAAAUAAACUUACCACGGUAGCAUGUAGUCUCUACAAGAAUCUCCAGCUGUCUUUAUACCUCUACUAAGUCUCUUUUCACGAAAAAUUAGACUGGACUGUAAAGGUUCCGUAAUAGCCUCCAGAAGGGCGUUUCCCGGAACAAAACUCCUCGUACAUUUUUAGCUGUCCUAAAAGACGAAAUAACACAUGGCCGCCCUAGUUACGUCAGGCUACCAUUAGCAUAAUGAAUUUUAAGUAAAAUUUCAGUGAGGCUUUACAAAACAGGUUACAGUAGUUGUUUUUAAUUAACCAUUCAAAGGAAAGGCAAAAAUAAGGAAAUCUUCAGCUUUCUUUGGAAUUCACAUGAGGUUCACAUUUGCGUGUUUAACUUUACCUCUCAAUUAUUUAAUACUCUUUUAUUUAAUAAAGAUGACAAAUAAGCCUGGUAAAGUGUUUGUCAAAUCACGAUACUCGACUUUAUCAUUUAUUUCCUGCUGCGAGGUCGUAACGUGACUCAGCUUGAGCCUUGUUGGAACCGGAAGUUGCCAUCAUUUCACGGUCAUUUCCUGUCUGCCUGUCAGCUCAAGCGGCUGGGGCGGUGUUUUAAGAGUAGAUAUAAGUUCGCAUUUCCAGCGCUUUGGUCAGUCAGUCUUUGCACGAUCGAUUAGAUUUUGCAGUUUUUCUAAGUGGACAGAAACUGGUUAACAUGAAACCUUCCCAGGUGUUGACGGGUCUGCUGCUAGCUUUCUUGAACGUUUAUCGAUCUAAAGGUAGGUUGUUGUUUCAGUCAGUUUCCCAAACCUUCUUCAAAGACCACGCAGUUUCUCAACUGGUUCUGUUCUGCGUCACUUUUUUGUUCUUUUGGUCUGCUCUUUUCUGCUGAUUGCAAAGUUCAUUAACAUCCUACUUCAUCAUUCCCGUCAAAAAAUGAGGAAUUCCUUCUUUUCUGCGAAAACGUCUUUCAUAGUAUUUUGUUUUCUAUAAUAAUCAAGAAAACAUACGCAAAUACAAAUAAAGACCCCCCUGUAUCUUUCACUUGUUGAUUUUACGGAAAUUACGACUGGCUCCCAGUGUGCCUGUUGAACUCAGGCAAUACGAGUUUUCCCUAACUUACAUCUGGUUGAUUCAGUUUAUUCUAUCUGUUCUAGUUGUAUUGCUAAAAUACGGAUGUGUUUUAUACGUCUCCGUUCGAUUUAUAAACUCUGGAGUUUAACUUUUAAAAAUAACUCUUGACGAAACGUCUGUUUUGUAAUGUUUAUGUUAGGAGUCACGUGCGCUCUAAGACAGUUUACUCUGGACUGUCGUUUUUGCUAGCUCCGUAAACGCUGUCAAGUCGAUUAGACUUUACACUAUUUAGAAAAUCUAGUUUUAUGUUAAAAAACUUAGUGAUUACAUUUGCAAGGGGUGCUAAUGGUAAGGUGAGCUAUAGCAGUGCGAUGUUGUUCGGGGGCGGGCACUUAACAACGACGCCAUGCCCUUACCCUUUUAUGUACCAGGAAGUUUUCCUGUGUUUUUCAAAGCUACAAGAUGCUUCUUCAGGGCUAAAAAUAACUUCCGGAGAGUCUCCGGACACGAUGACCGCCCAAAUUCAUUUUACCUCGGUCACGUAUCGUUUCUGGUCAAAAAUAUAAGAUAAAUAACUCUUAAAACAUGAAGGGCCCAUUAUGGGCGCUAUAUAUUUGCAGGCUGCGAAAUUUAGGUAGAAGUCUUACCGAAUACAAGGCGAUAAAACAUAAUAGAAACUUAUCUCGGCUUAAUUACCGUAAACUUCAUCACCAGAAUGAGCGAACAACGUUCCAAAACUACCAGGCGUAAAUUAUGUUGUGGAAAACUGGGCACUGGUCAUGAUUAAAAAGCUUUGCGAUAGGCUCAUUUCUCGAGCGCCUUGUUGUUAAAAUAGAAAAUGAUUAUCUCUGUCAAAAAACAUUAAACACGCUCGUCAAAUCAGCACAAAAUCGAUCGAUUUCUUGUGAAAUUUGGCUAGAAAAUUCGGCCGUUCUUUACCGAUUGUUUUUUGGCAAAGUCAGCACCAAAAUUUCCGCGAAAUUCCCGCGAAAUCGGCCGUUUUUUUCCGUGAAUCUGUCUCUGAAAAUCCCGCGAAACUUGACUUUUUUUCCGCGACCUAACAGAAGCCCUGCAAAAAGUCGUUGCUUAACUAAUAAAAAUGACAACAUUUUUAAUUUUGAAACCGGAAGUGCGUGAGCCCCAAUGUUUGAUUCAAUGUGCGAAUCGUAAACAACGGUUCUAGUUGCAGUUCACCGAGGAUUUCAGAUUAAAGUUCUGCAAUACACAUCCACUACAUACUACAUACUGAUAACAACUGAAAUAACUAAAUAACCUGGAAAUUUUAAUUUAUAUCAUUUUCAAUUCUAGCGAAUGUGACCGGUCAACAUGACCGGCAAGACGAAAGGUUGAACAGUCAACUCCCGGCCAAUCAGUCCGGACUUUGUCCGUUAAGUUGACUGGCCGUUAUUUUGAGCCCUGCCUUUGUCUUCCCUUUUAAGUCCUUUUACAGACACAAAUGACAGAUUUCCCAACCCUUUCAUUACUUUAACUAGUAAAUCCCUACCCUUUCACUGAUACCUGAAGUCUGCAAAAGGUAACCCUUUCGGGGCAGACCGCCCCCCCACGUGUAGGCCAUUUAGAGACCACGCCCCCCCCGGAUGAUGUAAGUUUAAAUAAUGCUAAAAGAAAGCGAACUUGUCCAUUAGGUUUUCUGUGAUAUCACCUCGUCUUAUCUCAGUUCUUUACGACAUUAAACGGUUUUUGUGAACUUACUGGUGGCGCUCUACGUUUCCCAAAAGAUCUGUGAGUUUCCGUGCUGGCAUUGCUUUUAUUGCAAUCACAAAAUAAACUUCAGGGAAAGGUAGCACAAGGGAGGAGUUUUGGCAUCAGUUUUCACUUGACUGGCUUAAAAAUGCACGACUUUUACUUCAAAUAAGUGACAUAAGUAACAGUUGGCGAGCAAUAGCUUCAGUGUGUUUUCGUUAAUUUAGGCAUCUAAAGACCGUUGAAUUCCGAAAAUGCACCCUUUCGAAUGUAAGGGCCGUCAUGUUGGUCUACGAUUAUUUACUGACUCCUCUUGUAAAAUUGAAAAUGAAACUCUUUUUCUGUUAUAUUAACAUGGUAAAAGACUAGACAUCAGCAGUUACUUAUGACAUAACUGAAUACAUAUUCUCAGAUUUCCUAACAAAUAAGUUUCUUUACAACAACAAAGGUCCCAAACAUGGCUAGAUUACUUAAUGUAUCAAGCUUUACAACUGAGGAAUCCUUUGUUUUAUAGAUCACGUCCUUAUUAGUCCGCUAUAACAAUCAAUUCCAAACUAUCACGAUAAGAAUCCAUGCUUUCUUUUAAUUUGUUUUAUUUUGUGUUAUGGUAAUUAAGCAUAUGUAUGUAAGCUUCCGAGGGAUUGCUUUGCUCUAAAAAUACAAAACUAAACCAUCCUAGACGUGAGUUUCAGUUUAACACAUUAUAUUUUUAUAAACAUAAAACUAUCGUACAAAUGGGUUAUUUUAUGGCGUUAAGGAAGCCUUCAUUGGUAAGAGAUUCUGCUGCCAUUUAGCUUACAAGGUACUGGGGCCCGGGGGGGGGGGUACUGCCAUAUAUGGGUUAUAUGGGUAUGUGCCGCUGUGAAGGGUAUGGUUUUCAAGCAGUUUACUCUAGGAUAGGGUAUAUAAAUCAGAGCGUUUGGGUCUAGAAUAGGGAACCAUUUUUCAGGAAACUGAUCAGUUGGUUGAAGAUUUUAUCUAGACUGGGGAAACAGCUACUCUAGGGUAGGGGGAUUUUGGGAGUUUACCCUAGUAUAGGGUAGCAAAAUUCAGCUCAACUAGCUCUGGGAUAGGUCAAGGGUUCCAGGGUCCCAGCGGCACAUCCCCACCCAGAAAUUCCUAAAGUGCCCCCCCCCGGGACUGGGGCAGAAUUCUGUUGCGAUUCGUUGCCGAUCGAACAGUCGCGCAAAAAUCGCAGAAUAUUUCGACGCAAUAGACAGUAGCCUUAAGGCACGGUAUUUUUAAUUAGGAGUUUUGCUCGUGUGUUUGAGUUAAUCCUCUUAUAAUGCCAUAAAGACCUUGAAAAUAGUCUGUCUCGGUUACAAAUUUCCCUCUACAAAGCCCAACCGUUUCUGAAACGCAGCCCAACCGUUCCUAUCAAUUAUACGCUCCUUCGAUGAACGAAGGCCUUUGAAAAAUAUAAGACCCGGGGCGUAAUUUCGGGAUUUUUUUUACAGUAGUAGAUUUCAUAUAAGAGAACCGGGCCGUGCUUUUCAAAUCUACGUUUAAGAUAACCCAGAAUUAGUGCGAAAUUUGAUUCAGAUGAAAGCUAAAAAAGCAAAUUCAGUUUAAUUCUUCUUGUCUACAAUUUGAUUAUUGGAUUCUCUGAAAGAAUAUGGGAAAUUAACAUAGAAAGUACUUUUGAAGGAAAGGGUUACCGCUAAUCGGCCUUCGAAAAACUGAGCUCGUCAAUCAAUAAAUAUAGACAAUUACCUGCACUGUGGCCUGCCUGUGGGUAAUUGAAGGAAACGUAAUUUGCACAUUAGAACUUUGCUAGAACAUAUCUUCCCUGCUAGCAGAAGCCUAAAAACAUAUCAGAUUUCAACUUUGACCUCGUACGCAAAAUAAUGAAUUUGUAGUUGUUUUCCUUUACUUCAGGGAUUUUUUAAGUGUUUCUUCCGAUUAUUUUUUGCGCCUUGGAGGUCUCUUUCUUCCGGCUAGUAAAUGUUAAACAAGAUUCUUGAUGUUGGAUAUCUUAAUAAAAGAUAGUAAACAAAAAAAGUUUGAGGAAGGCCCUUUGCGGUGUGGCUGGUGUCACUUUCUUCGCUCCAGGAAGUGUUGUCACGGCUCAUUGCUCAUUCGUUCGUUUGUUUGUCGUUUUCUCGUUUAUUUGUUGUUUCUAAUUAACUUGAAAAAAGACAUUUCUCUUUUUCUCUACACCUACCAUAUUACAGGAAAUUAACGCACCAUGAAAUUAAAGUAUUGGGACUUAACGCUACAUAAAUCAUUAAACGCGAAUUUAAAGGUGAUGUUACACGGAGCGAUUCGCAAGAACGAUUUUCAGCGCAACACAGCGUUGCAAGUUGGAACAAUGUUGCAACCGUUCGAAACAAUGUGGCAACAAUGAUGCAAGCUGUGUUGCGCAAAAAAUCGUCGUUGCGAAUUGUCUCGUGUGACAUCACCUUAAUGAAAAACGACUUUCUUAUAAAGGAGAUAAACGCGAAAGAGACGGCAACAUUUAAAAAUGAAGAAAAUUAACGGGACUUUUACAAAGAGACAAAAAUUGUUGAGAAAACUAGAACAAAGUUAAACGUAUAAGCCGAAAUGGAAACGUUUGUGGUACGUUCCCUAUGACCACUUGGUGGGUUCUUCACGUCAAAAGUGGAUCGAGAAUUUUGGGCCAAAAUUAAAAGUAAUAAGGUUAGAUAUAGCUCUAGAUAUGGCAGUUAGAUAUAGCUCUUUCACAUAUAAAGCUUUGCUUUCAUGUUGAAAUUAGGCGCUGUACUAGGAUGAGUCAUGACCCUAGCAUUGCGGAUGUUCACUAGUUUACUAGUUAGAGAACUCUGGCAUGGCUUAGAUGAUACCACAAUUGUGGGAUCAUUUGGGGUAGCUUUAUAGCUUUUCCUCCAUUGUAUCGUUUGCGCCCUACUUAUAAAGCCCAGAAGGCUAAUUCAGCGCCCUAUACGGUUAGUUAUAACUCAAGACAACUAUUUCGCGGGUAGGGUAACUGCACAAUUGACUGAUGUAUGGCCGUCUCAUGUGUAGGUUUCGAAUACCGGUUGUGCUUCAAGGACAUUAAAAAUGGCACGUGCAAAUAUGAAUCCUUCGUAGGAGAGUGGGAAUUCAAGAGGGAUGAGGAUUGUUGCAAUAGUAACGGAGCCGCGUACUACAUUAAUGUGACUGAAGAAGAUAGGAUAAUUUUCCAUAUGUUGAAAGUUGGACAGAGGCCUUGUGCUCCCUGUAAAAAGGAUGGUAAGUCGUAAUUAUCGGCGAUUACUUUUUGAGAAGCAAGGUCUUAAACUUUGCGAUCCAGCACUAUAAGCAAUCAUAUUCUACUCUUUCCUGAAGCAAGAUCACAGGCUGGAUUUCUUCAGAAAUUUUCAUGUUACUAUCUGAUAUCUUUGAAAGUUUUUGAAAUACUUCAGGAUUUAUCAAGAAACCCACUUACGUUAAGGUAUGUCUUAAGCGUUGCUUUAGAUGGAUCUUUUAAACUUAGGUACCCUUCAUUGUACUGAGCUUGUUUAAUCAGCUACCACCAUAAAAUUUUAAGCAUCUAGUCAGAAUGAUGUUGUUAUCAACAAGCGCUUUAUUGUUUUAAUAACUAUAUGCAUGAACUUGCAAAGUCCACGAGUGAUUUAUCUGCUGACUGGCUUAGUAUUGGAAACAGAUUCCUGGGUGCUUUUCCUGAAGACACUGUGAAGAGCGUAAAUUUAAAUUUGGUCUGUGGAUGUGCGGCGUAUGUAGUAUUAAGAAAGUUAAUGCGACAGGAAACUUGGGUUGAUAAGUGCGCAGGAAAGGAAGGGUUAUGCUGCCCCUUUGAACUAUGGGCCUAGAUGUUCACAAGUUGAUUAACGCGAAUCCAAGGUUACUCACCUUGACAACUAAUACACCCUUAUAGUUCUAGUUAUCCAGGACUAGCGCUAGCCAAGCUUCCAAAAUCUCGGAGCCUUUAUCAUAUCCAAAGUUUACAGUUAAUUCACUCAGGGGUUUCUUCUGAGGAAGUGAGCUUACGCAACAGGACGGUAGAGGAAAGAAGACGGCAAACUUUGUGUGACAAGCGUGACAAUAAUUUUGUUUGAAAAAUGUUUUCGCCGACCUUCACCCUCCUUUAACAGACAGGUCUUGUUGUAAAAGACCAGGAAACAUUUUAAGUCACGAUCAACACAAACACAUAAGUAAUAGGUCUGUCACGUUUGUCACACUCAGGCGUUUUGCCGCCCUCUUCUUUCUGCCGUUCUGUUGCGUAAACUCAAGGAAACUACCUCGGCUUUGACCGUCAGUUGUGAUAAAGUUUCAUUGGUUCAUAUUAGGUCGGACGGUGAAUUCAUCUUUCGUAAAUCCGCCCAGCUGUGAGACCACGAGAUGCAGAUAUGGAAAAGUCUGUAAGAUCAGAUACGGCAAGCCAAAAUGCCUCUGUCCAAGCUGCCAUACUCCAGACUUAAAAAGACAUCAGCCAGUGUGCGGCACAGAUGGAAACACAUACAACAACGAGUGUGAAUUCAGAAGAAUGACAUGCAAAAAUGGAGGGUUGUCCCAUGUUGAAAUAGAUUAUGAAGGCAGUUGUCAAAGUAAGUGCAAUUGUUUUUUGACUGAAUAAAAGAAGUUUAUUCUUCGCAAAGCGAGGCCGAAGGCCUCAUGAAGCAGCAGUUUAUAAUUUUGUCGAGCGUGGAUCGUAGUGGCUUGCAACCUCGAGUGGCCCAUACAUAUUGCUAUGAAUAUAAAUUAACAGAAUAAAUUUUUUAAAAGGAAAUUUUAACCAGUCAGGUGUGAUAACGACCACAUCGUCAAUGCAACCACGCUGGCAUUAUAGCAGCCGCCGCAGAGGUGAUUAGGCUCUGAGCUGCUCUGAUUAGGGAGCUUAAGCAACAACGAAAGCGACAGCCACGAAAGCGACAGCCACGAAAGCGACAGCCACGAAAGCGACAGCCACGAAAGCGACAGCCACGAAAGCGACAGCCACGAAAGCGUCACUUAAAAAGUGAAUUAGCGCUUGUUUAUCGCGCUUAUUCCAUCUCGUCUAAUUCGUCAAAUGUUGGCAAAAGUUUUUGUAAUUGAAUUUUAAAGAAUUUUCUCAAAGUUCAGGAAAAGAAAAUGAAAGUUGUUUUCUUGUGUUCCCGUCCUCGACAAAACGUGAUAUUAAGCACUUUUACGUUGUGGUCGUACAACGACGGCAAAGAAAAAUAAACCUAUUGCUUUUUUGCCGUACUCUUUGCCGUCGCCGUCAUGGUUGCUUAAGCUCCAGUGAUGUAGUUUAGGCAUGGGUCUCCUCGUGGUGGGUCUCCCGGUAAAUUAUCUUUCAAAGGUGAUAGGGUAGACAAAGCCCGCCUAUGACUCUAUUUGCAAGUGAACUAACUCAUCUUAUAGAUUUGAAGAACAACUUUGUCAACAAGCUAGUGUAAGAUAGUGCUAUUUUUUUAAAAAGAAAAUCUCUUCUUACUUAUACUUUAUGUUGAUCCUCUCUUCUGUGACUUACGAAAUCACCAUCUUGGAAAAUUGCAAAAACUGUAACCACACUAAAUCCCUGCAAGCGUUACCCCGUAGAGAUGGAAGACAAAUUUUAAAUUUGCCAUAAGACGCACCAUCGAGAACAGUCAUGGAAGUUACUCAGUGGGACUCGAUUCAUGAAAUGUCGAAAUUCUAAAACUCUUGCUUAAUUAUAUUACAGCAUAGCCAGCGACAACACUCACUCUUUGAUUUCAGAUUAAAAAUUAACCAGGAGAUUGGAGCCAAUCGGAAACCGUGAAAUAUUUUAAAUGAACAAUAAUAGCUGUUAACAAUUAGAGACUUUCUCUAGCUAUAUCAAGCUGUAUCUUGUGACACAUUAAGAUCAUCCUUUGAGAUAAAACAAUUUGUGUCAUCAGCAAAUAGUAUAAACGCACGGAAAGUUGAUCAAAGAUGAAUGUCAUUAACUUAUAAAAUGUAUAGGCCCUAAGAUAGAGCCUUGUGGAGGUUGUGGCCGGUUAGAAAAGCCAUCAACUUUCAUAUGUAAAGUUCAAAUCUGAUAUAUUUCGUAUACAUCCUCUCACAAAAAUAUCUUAGCUUGACAUUGGCCAAACAGCCAAGUGGUUGGAGGUCUGCGACUGUUAUUAACAAUUCACUCUUUUUUUAGCCGGGUGCGACAAUGUUGUUUGUCGUAAAAACCGCACUUGCGUGGUAGACGUGUACAAUGUACCAAGCUGUGUGUCAUGUGAGGCACUUUACAACUCUAAAUCGAAUUUCACGAGGUACGACCCCAUAUGCGGAGCAGACGGCGUUCAGUAUCAAAACGACGAUCACUUAAGACUGGAAUCUUGCAAACAAGGAAAAACGAUCGGUGUGGCCUACAAAGGCAAUUGUAUCGGUGAGUAGUCGUCAUUCAACUGUAACAACAUUCUCUCUUGCUUAAAAGUAACAUUUUAAAAUUCCAGUUCGAUCACUGAUUCGUCAAUUUGUGCUGUCUUAGAAAAAUAUUUUAACAAAUUUGAUCUUUUUUUUAAGAAAAAAAAAAACCCAAAACUUGUCUUUGCAUCAACUGAAUUAAAAAAAUAAUGGCCCAGUAUUGUUAUUUAAGACCUUAUUUAGGCAUUGAAAAGGUUUUUUGUCGUCUGUUACUGCGGAUCGGAAGGAUGGACAUCGAUUGAAACUUUAGAGAAUUGGGCCAACAUAUUUAAGUUUUUUAUCUCCGCAAAAAUCACCAAAACAAAUGUUAGUGGUCCCUGAUGAAAUGUGUUUGAUAUGUUGUUCAUAACUCUACAGGAGCAUUCUGUGUAUAGGUCAAGAUGCUAAGUAAUGACUUGAGCAAAUAAUUGAUCAAAAACAGCAAAAUCUUCGUGACAUAGCCCUUUUUAAUCUAUUUUGAGUCCGUCCUUUUUUCCCGUUAAGACAACAGUUAACACUCAGCUAUCAUAGAUAUUUGUUUUAGGUUUUUUGGGCUUUCGAAAAUGCUUCGUAGGAAAGGAUUUAAUAGAAAAAUGUUAGUUAUAGUGAUGUAUGGGGUCAUCUUAAACGUUAAAAAUAGCAACUGUAAUUGUAGAAUCUGGCUCAUUGCUAUUCAACUUAUUCUCCAUUAGUCAGAGAGGAUUACUUGGUACAUUAAGAUAUCUUUAAAACUUUGCUGGCGUUUUCACCUGACAGUGAUGAAAAGUGUUUUGUUGAUUCAAGACGACGACCACGACACGAAGCCAUUGAUAUUCGGAUACAUGGAUUAUUUUUCAUUACCCCUAACACUGAUUUUCUGUUUCCUUCUUCGAUUAGCAAAUGCGACGUGCCAAAAAAUUAGCUGCCCCAAGGAAGACGUACAAAGGGACAUCAGAGGAAACAUUUACUCCGUCAGACGACACUGUGUGUACGACAAUAACAACAAACCACGGUGCAUCUCUUGCACUUGCAAAGAAUCCUUCCCAGGAUCAGUAAAACCCAGUUCAGAACUGUGCGGCACAGAUAACAUGACGUACCCAAGCUACUGCGCUUUGAAAGAGAAAAUGUGCUCGGGAAAUACGUUUCUUGACAUUCAGUACCGAGGGCGUUGCAGAGGUAAUAAUAAAUAUUAAGCUUACGCAACAGGAAGGCAGAAAGAGUAAGAAGACGUCAAAACAUUUGUGUGAAACAAAAAGGACAGGCCUAUUACUUGACUGUUUUGUCGUGUCUUCUCUUAACAUUGGUGUUUUUCGGGUCUUUUGCGAAGAGAUCUGUUUAAAGGAAGGGGAAGUUUGGUGUUGAAUGUUUCCAAACGGAAUUGUUUUCAUGCUUGUCACACAAGGCUUGUCGUCUUCUUUUCCUUCCCGUCCUGAUGCCUUCACUAACAAGCAUGUCAUUGAAUGAAGCUGAGUAUGAUCUGAAGAAGGGUGUUACAUGCAAACCUGCUUACCUCGAUGGGUGUUAAGUUUCCUUCUUCCUGAGAAACUCUUUUCAGAUAGCAGUUGUCAUCCGUCCCCAGUCCCCAGAACCUCUCGGUUGCCGUGGCUGUUUCUAGCGAUAGCUCUCACUUUUGACGUCAUUUUACCAGAUCUCAAAAACAUCUUUCAAAUUUGGUUAACGCUAGCUCGUUAUGAAGAAUUAGACAGGGAUUUGAGCUAAUCACAGUAAUAAUAGCGAAGAUAAUCAUCAACCAGACCCGUUUAUAACGGUGAUCACCCAUGCACUUUUUAAUUCCAGGCAGUUCUGAAUUUCUGAUUUAUAUUAUUGCAUGCUCAAAAACCAUCCAGAGACCUUACAACCGAGGUCCGGCCAUAUAGUAUGGAAUCGAGAACCAGGAAAAGUAGGGCACGAGUCUGGCCAAAUUGGCGCCCAAGUUAACACGGGCCUACAUGAACCCUAACCACAUCGGCCUGCAAACUGGGAUGGCCCAUUACUCCCGUAAAACACUUGUGCGAGUAAAGUGAACACGUCGAAAAUUUGCAACGUCUGAAUGUUACCACGAAACUAGGACUCAAAUCACUGUCUAACUUAAAGCGGGCUUGGCUAAAGGUCUCCGAUUCAGUGUCUGCGUUCUACUGAUAUAGCCAAGUAGCGUUAGUCGGCAUUUGCUGACUAGGUUUCUAGGUUUGCCUAUGACACAUAAUUUAAUGAACUUGCUCCCAUAACGCACUGCGGGCUAUGAUCAUCCACCAGUCUUCACCGAAGCAACCUUAAUUGAAAUAGGCGUAAAUAUAUCUGAGGGUGUCCGCAAUGAUGAAAAUGAAGCAAAGAUGCCAUCCCAGGAUAUCGUGGUACAGGGGUUCUAUUCUCUGGGUAUCGUGUCAUACAUCUCAUCUCUUCCGAAUUAACCGGUAAAUGGUUCUUGUCCUUAAUCAACCGCUGAGACUCCGGGGUAGCUAAUAAAGAUCGAGGAAAAACUCGUUACAAGCUCAGCAACAAAAAUUAUAAUACGUUCUAUUAUCUGCCUAGUACCUGAGAAGGCCUGGUGCCAGCCUGCAGGCUGGCGCCCCAAAGGGAAAUUGGAAGUCGGGAUAAACCACACGCGCCAUAACACUAACAGCCCGCGAAGUUAAAUAAAGGGAAGAUGAAAGAGAUUGCUGGCCGGCAAUGCUGGCUUUAUAAUUUGCACUUUUAAUUCACCGCUUGCACCUCUUUGAUUUUUUAGACUCUGACAGAAUCAAUGACGAUCCUGCCAAACAAUCCCUCAUAACUACCCCGAAGCCGUGCAAAUAUGAAGAGCUGGAUAACUAUUAUAUCACGCAACGAGAACUUGCUUCAGUUUUGAAGAGACACUUUGGGCUCGAGGUCAGGAAAAAGCCUCUAGGCGAUAAAAAAAUCAUUAUGGAGCGUUUAAUCCAUUUCUUGCGACGGAAGUGGUCGAAGAUCCCCGUUAAAACAGGUGAUCAAUCAUAGAAAAACAUGCUGAGCACUCAGUUAGAGACGUAUUUCUGCUGACCAGUCAUCCGAGAUAGGGUAGGUUAAACGCAGAACAAGAAUUCAUGAAAGCAAACCGAUGUAACUUAUUUGUCGAACCAUUACAUCUUGAAACAUUUAUUAGAUAUCAGUCAUGAAUCCUUGAACACAAGUUAUAUUUGUAAUAAUUUAUAUACGUAUAUGGCAUCAGUUAUGUAAUAAAAGAAUAUACUUAAUUUGGUUCUGAUAAUACUCCUCUAGUUGACACCAGGUUAGAUGAUCAUGAUCUGGAAAAGGUAAAACACGACCUCAUUUCGGGGUCAACUAAAAAUAUGGUUUGUGUAAAAUAUUCAAGUUAAUUUUCUACACUAACUCUAAACAGUGCCUAAGCCUUGUAUAUUAAUCAGAGAUGAACGUACUUUCGUUCGGUAAUUUAAAACUAUAUUUUUAUAUCCCAAUUUUAUUAUAGGCUCCGUAAACAUUAUAACUCAUUGACACAACCCAAUUACCUAGUUAACGCUAAGGAAUACGGUUUAUACUUCUAUUAGUAUGUAUGAUUUUUAAAUUACUUGAUUUACAUUUUAGCACUUUUAAAGAUGUAAAUUUAAUAACAAGUCAUUGUAAACAUAUAAUUUGUUUUGCAGUAAGAAGCGU